Messenger RNA from Penicillium pulvis, 1530 nucleotides. RefSeq lists its product as uncharacterized. Gene Ontology annotation, biological process: transmembrane transport. Lineage: Eukaryota; Fungi; Ascomycota; Eurotiomycetes; Eurotiales; Aspergillaceae. The coding region runs from base 1 to 1530 and encodes 509 amino acids. The record is from RefSeq and is a predicted model, not a curated record. Gene Ontology annotation, molecular function: transmembrane transporter activity. The transcript has 5 exons.
AUGAAGUCGACUUUGGUUGACAUCACGGACGAGCCCAAACUCUCGCUCCGCAAACAACUACGAGAAGAAGGUCUUGAGCUAACAUUCGAGGGGUGCUUUGUACGAUGGAUGCGAGACAAUCCUAAAUGCCCCCGAAAUUGGUCUACGCCUCGGAAAAUCUACGAUACUGGGCUUGUCUGCAUAUUGGACCUUUUUGUAACUGCCAGCAGCACCGCAGGCGCGGCCGCUGCAGCAAAAGCAAAAGAUGAAUACCAUUUGGAUUCAACCGUUGCAAUAUUUUGUUUCGUCACACUGUUUCUUCUUGGCCAGUCUUUAGGCAAUAUUGUGCUUCCUCCAUGGUCCGAGUCCUUUGGCCGGAAAAGGAUUUACAUAAUAAGUAGUGGCAUUAGCUGCAUAUGUUCCCUCGUUAUUGGCUUUUUACAUUCUCUACCGGGGGCCAUAAUCAUGCGCAUUCUCGCCGGAAUCUUUUCAGCCGUGCCAGGCACCGUUGUUGGCGGGACUAUAGAGGAUCUCUUUGACACAAGAGCUCGCAUUUGGGUCGUUUUCUUCUGGACAGUUGCGUCCAACAUUGGCUUGAUUAUUGGCCCGAUUAUGAGUUCUUUUAUUAUUGAAGCCCUCGACUGGCGAUGGGUUUUCUAUGUCUACGCCAUUAUCCUUGCCGGUAUUACUGGCUUUUUAUGUUUCAUCAAAGAAUCACGAUCAGCAUGCGUUCUAUCUAAUGAGGUAAACCGGUUGCGACGAGUUAUACCAGAUAUACCACCACCGCUCAAUCACGACCAUUCCCCGGAUUUGAAAACCUUCGUCACAGAAUCUCUCUUCAGGCCCGCUCAGCUGUUUUUCCGAGAGCCCAUCAUUUUCACUAUUUCCAUGAUGAUCUCAGUCGCUAUGUCUCUCAUCUACAUUUUUACGGAAGCUCUACAGCCCAUAUAUGAGUCUAUGGGAUUCUCCGCAUCUCAAGCCUCCUUGAUUUUCAUGGCUAUUGGUCUGGGUACUUGUGUCAGCACUCUCACCCGAAUCCUGGACUGCUACAUCUACAACCGUCGACAAAGCCGAAAACUACCUAUAAAGCCCGAACACAAGCUCGCGGGACUAGCAAUUGGCGCGCCAUUUUUGGCAAUCGGACUAUGGUGGUUUGGGUGGACGAUUCCACCCAAGGUCGAAGGGCCAAAUGUACCAUGGAUCGUCCCAACCCUUUCGUUGGUCCUGGUCGGGUAUGCUCUGACAGAGCUAGAUACCGUUUUAUACGCCUAUAUAUCGGAUAGCUAUCUGAGCUACUCAGCAAGUGCUACCGCCGCGGUCGCGGUUAUGAGAGGCUUGCUUUCUGCAACCUUCCCGCUGUUCACAAAACAGAUGUUUGGCAAGUUGGGAGCCAACAUUGCUGUGUCAAUAUUGGCGACUAUAGCAACGCUGUUUUGCAUUGUUCCACCUUUGUUUCUCUGCUAUGGUGAAGCGAUCCGGCGGCGGAGUAAAUUUGCGAAGUAUAGUUGGGAGAUACAAGACGAGAUAGGGAAAGAUGAAGAUGAUAUUUAG